Colletes gigas is the source of this 798-nucleotide messenger RNA. Its product is annotated as gametocyte-specific factor 1-like. Lineage: Eukaryota; Metazoa; Arthropoda; Insecta; Hymenoptera; Colletidae. The record is from RefSeq and is a predicted model, not a curated record. Bases 101 to 715 code for a protein of 204 amino acids. The transcript is spliced from 5 exons.
GAAAGUUAUAAUUUCGAUUCUUUUUUGAGAAGAUACAAACAUUCUAUUGUUAUCGACGCUUACUAUAAUAUAAGAAAGCACACUAUUUAAACAUAAGAAAAUGUAUGGAUAUCUUAAAUUACUUGAUCCAGUUGUAAUAUGUCCUUACAAUAAGAAUCAUUUAAUUGUAAGAUCUCGCCUCCAAAAACAUAUUAUGAAAUGUGAAAAACAAUAUCCAAAACAUUACAAAGUUAUGUGUCCAUAUAAUGCAACUCAUCGCUUAUUCAAAAAUGAGUUGGAGGAACACAUUAUUACAUGCCCUACUCGUAGUGUAUUAGAGUCUGAACUUUAUUCAGAACCAAAAAAUCGUGGCUGUACAAAUUUUCCAUUACAUUCAGAAGUAUCAAGCACUGUAGAUUUCACAGAAAAUUGGGAUUUGGAUGCCAAUGAUUGUUCAAGAUUCUUAACAGACAAUGAAUCUGUUUUGAAUAAUAAUACAAAAACACACAUGACAAAUUUAGAUUCAAAUCUAAAGGAUACUCUUGAAAACAAAGAAAUACGAGGUCCUCGUGGCUAUUCGGAAGCUAUGCUAAGGGAAUCAAACGAAGAUUCGUGCAUAGAAGAUGAAGAAUCAGUAAUUAGCUCAAUGGGAAUUGGAAGAGGUAAAGUUAUCAAGGAUAAAAAUAGGUUAAAAGUGAUUGGAUUAGGCAGAGGAAGACCAGCAAAUAUUGAGUAAAUUUCAUUAAACUACUAACUCAGAAUUUAAUGUAUUACGUUUCAUGUCAAAGCAAAUGAAACUUCAUACUUUAUCCAAGGAUA